Rubroshorea leprosula is the source of this 1858-nucleotide messenger RNA. Lineage: Eukaryota; Viridiplantae; Streptophyta; Magnoliopsida; Malvales; Dipterocarpaceae. The record is from the annotation of a GenBank genome assembly.
AUUCAGAUUGUGCAAGGAAGCCUCAAAAGCAUAUUUCCAAUGGUGUCAAAAUGCAUCAGCUACCAUCUCCAUCCCAACCCUUCUCUUUCCUGUGUAAUCCCUCAUAAUCCAAAAUCCACUCAUUUUCCAAUCAAAUUAACCGCCAACCACGAGCAAAGUCAUCUCCUUUCCUUCCGUAGAUACCCCAAUUUAACCCCAAUGGCUUCCACUCAGUUCAAUCCUGGGUCAAAAUUCGAUGAGUUCGAACCCGACCCAACACUCACAAAUGAUGAUCUCAAGCCGACGACGAUCCACCGAAGGACGUUUUCCUGGUGGGAAAUGGCCAGUCUUUGGGUCGGACUCGUCGUGGGUGUUCCCUCAUAUUAUCUUGCCGGAAGUCUUGUUGACCUCGGCAUGGCUUGGUGGCAAGGAAUCGCCACCGUCGUUGCCGCUAACUUAAUCCUGCUGCUUCCUUUAGUCCUAACAGGGCACCCCGGUGCGAAAUAUGGAAUCUCCUUUCCGGUCCUGGCGAGGUCAUCAUUCGGAAUUCGCGGUGCCCAUGUCCCUACCCUGCUCCGCGCACUGGUCGGCUGUGGGUGGUACGGAAUUGAGACUUGGAUUGGCGGUGAUGCGAUUUUCCUCCUCCUCCCCAAUCCCAUCAAGGAAUCCUCUAUUUCCCGAAACCUACCGUGGUUAGGCACUUCCCCACUUGAAUUUGCUUGCUUUCUCGUCUUUUGGGUAGUCCAAUUGGCCAUAGUUUGGAAAGGAAUUGAAGGAAUCAAAGAACUCGAAAAGUACUCUGCUCCGAUUCUGAUCAUCCUAACUUCAUCCCUCCUCAUCUGGGCUUAUGUCAAAGCUGGUGGAUUAGGCCACAUGCUCUCUUUAACUUCCAGACUAUCCUGGUCGGAGUUCUGGUCUCUCUUCUUCCCUUCAUUGACGGCCAAUAUAAGCUUCUGGGCUACUCUGGCACUCAACAUUCCUGAUUUCACCCGCUACGCCAAGAGCCAGAAAGAUCAAAUCAUCGGUCAAGCAGGCCUUCCAAUCUUCAUGGGGGCAUUUACCUUUGUUGGCUUGGCGGUAACAUCUUCCACCAAAGUAAUAUUCGGAAAAUUGAUUUCCAAUCCGAUACAACUCCUCGGCCAAAUCGGGGGAUUGGCCACCAGGAUUCUAGCCAUUGUUGGGAUUAGUCUUGCCACCAUCACAACCAACAUAGCCGCCAAUGUGGUUGCCCCGGCGAAUGCUCUUGUCAACCUCAGCCCUUCAAAGUUCACUUUCUGGAGAGGAGCUCUGCUCACUGCCUUGCUUGGCAUUGCAUUCCAGCCAUGGAGGCUGCUGAAAUCCAGUGAGACUUUUGUGUACACUUGGCUAAUAGGGUACUCUGCAUUGUUGGGUCCAAUUGGGGGCAUUGUUUUGGCAGAUUAUUAUUUGGUUCGGAGAAUGAACUUAAGCGUCAAGGACUUGUAUUCUUUGAGUCCCUCUGGAGCUUACUACUACACAGGAGGGUACAAUUUGGCCGCCAUGGUAGCUCUGGUGAUCGGAAUUUUCCCGGUUAUCCCAGGGUUCUUGCAGAAUGUUGGAAUAGUGUCUUCGGUUUCGGAUGCAUUUGUUGUCAUUUACAAGAAUGCUUGGUUCUUCAGCUUCUUCUCUGCAGGUGUUCUGUACUGGGUUAUGUCAAGUUUGAUGGGCAAACAGAGCAAAAUACUUCCCUCAGAUCCCCUUUUGCCCAAUGCAGACUAAAGUUUUUUUUUUUUUGGUCUCUCUGUCUCUCUCUCUACCAUGGUUGUAAAUCGUUUGUGAAGAACACCCAACCGCCAAGGAGAUUAUACACUCUGGAUAACAGAGAUCUCAAAAUCACAAGCAAUCAAAUUGAUAGUAAUAU